AUGGAGGCGAGGGCGUCGCCGCGUCCGUCGAUCUCCAUCGGCGGCGGCGGCGGCUUCGGAGCGGGGCGGGGCGACGACAGCGCCUUCUCGUUCCUCUCGAAGGGGUGGCGCGAGGUGCGGGACUCCGCCACCGCCGACCUGCGCCUCAUGCGCGCGCGGGCCGACUCCCUCCGCACGCUCGCGGACCGCGAGCUCGAGAACCUCCUCGCGUCCGCCUCCACCGCGCUGACCUCCGCGCCGCCGCCGCCGCUCGCCGCGGGGGCGCCCAUCGCCGAGCUCGAGUUCGUGCGCACGCGGAUCCAGCCCAAGAUCUCCGAGCUGCGGCGCCGCUACGCGUCGCAGGAGCGGGAGCUCGGCCGCAGGGUGCUCGAGGGGUGGGCGCCGCGCGGGGCGGGGGGACCCGCGCGCGCGCGCGUCGACCUCUCCGGGAUCACCGCCAUCCGCAACGCCAUCGUCUCUGAAGUGGACGGCGGGGAGCGCUGGAGGCGCGCGGUGUGGAGCGGGGAGGUGGAGGCGGGAGAGGGGAAGGAGUGGGAGGUGGUCAGGAUGAUACGCGACGGCAUCAAGAAGUUCGAGCGCCGGAGCCAGACCAGCGAGAUUUUUGAGGGGUUGCGCAGUACCGGCGAGCUCGUUGAGAAAUUCAAGUCCAGCCUGAAAUCAUUCAACAUGGAGUCUCAAGGAUCCAAAGAAAUCCCUCCACUGGAUCUACCUGAAAUACUGGCAAAUCUAGUAAGGCAGUCUGAACCAUUUUUGGAUCAACUUGGUGUACGGAGAGAUCCGUGUGACAAACUAGUGGAGGCAUUGUGUAGAAAACAAAAUCAUUCCCUUUCAGAAGACACAUCCUUGCAUGUAAAUGAUAAGUCAUCAGACGAACUUGACUUGAGAAUCGCAAGCGUGCUUCAAAGUACUGGUUAUCAUGCUGAUGAUGGUUUCUGGAGUGAACCUGCAAAGUAUGAGGUCUCAGACAAUAAAAGACAUGUGGCCAUAGUCACCACAGCAAGUUUACCUUGGAUGACAGGAACAGCAGUUAAUCCAUUGUUCCGUGCAGCAUAUCUUACAAAAGGUACUAGACAAGAUGUGACACUGGUAGUGCCUUGGCUCUGCAAAUCAGACCAAGAACUGGUAUACCCAAAUAGCAUGACCUUCAAUUCACCAGAAGAGCAGGAAUCUUAUAUAAGGAGCUGGCUGGAGGAAAGACUAGGAUUUGAAUCAAACUUCAAGAUAUCCUUUUAUCCUGGCAAGUUCUCAAAAGAGCGGCGUAGCAUCAUUCCUGCUGGUGAUACGUCUCAGUUCAUACCAUCAAGAGAAGCUGAUAUAGCAAUAUUGGAAGAACCAGAACAUCUCAAUUGGUAUCAUCAUGGGAAACGCUGGACUGACAAGUUCAACCAUGUUGUUGGUGUAGUUCAUACAAACUACCUGGAAUAUAUCAAGAGAGAGAAGAAUGGAGCCCUUCAGGCUUUUCUAGUUAAACACAUCAACAAUUGGGUGACCAGAGCAUACUGCGACAAGGUCUUACGUCUCUCUGCAGCAACUCAAGAUUUACCAAAGUCUAUAGUUUGCAAUGUCCAUGGCGUUAACCCAAAGUUCUUGAAGAUUGGAGAGGAAAUAACUUCCAAUAGGGAGAGUGGAGAGCCGCCAUUUUCCAAGGGAGCAUAUUUUCUCGGGAAGAUGGUUUGGGCCAAAGGUUAUAGGGAACUCAUAGAUUUGAUGGCUAAACAUAAAAGCGACUUGGACGGAUUCAAGUUAGACGUAUAUGGAAGUGGUGAGGACUCGCAAGAAGUUCAAUCUACUGCCAGGAAGUUGGAUUUGAGUCUCAAUUUUUUCAAGGGAAGGGAUCAUGCUGAUAAUUCACUGCAUGGGUACAAGGUUUUCAUAAAUCCGAGCAUUAGUGAUGUCCUGUGCACAGCAACAGCAGAGGCUCUUGCAAUGGGGAAAUUCGUCAUCUGCGCAGAACAUCCAUCAAACGAGUUUUUCAUGUCAUUUCCGAACUUCUUGACAUUCAAGACUUCAGAGGAGUUUGUUGCGAGAGUGAAAGAGGCAAUGGAUAGAGAACCCCAGCCGCUGACCCCUGAGCAAAGAUACAACCUUUCGUGGGAGGCAGCGACCGAGAGAUUCAUGGAGUACUCAGACCUUGACAAGGUUCUGAACAAUGAGGCUGCUCAGCCUGGACAAGGUAGGAAUAGAAAGAAUACAAGAACCUCACAGCCUAAUUUGUCUGACAUCAUGGAUGGCGGUCUGGCGUUUGCCCAUCGAUGCUUAACUGGCAAUGAGGUCCUCAGGCUGGCAACCGGAGCCAUUCCUGGUACCAGGGACUAUGAUAAGCAGCACUGUGUGGAUAUGGGUCUCUUGCCUCCUCAAGUACAGCACCCUGUAUAUGGCUGGUGA
Molecule: messenger RNA, 2385 nt
Organism: Miscanthus lutarioriparius
Lineage: Eukaryota; Viridiplantae; Streptophyta; Magnoliopsida; Poales; Poaceae
Source: the annotation of a GenBank genome assembly